UUUUCUCUGCUCUCCUGAUGGCCGGUACAUGACACACACCGCUCAGGGACUGCACACUACACACACACACACACACACACACACACACUCACACACAGUCCUCCGCGCGCAGUAAUCCGCUCCUUCUCUUUCAUCUCUUUAUUCCUCUGCGCUACUUUGGAUCCUUUUUUUUUUUUUUUUUUUUUUUUUUUUGCGCGCGUUGUGUGUGUGUGUGUGUGUGUGUGUGUGUAUGCGUGUGUGAGUGUGUGUGAGUGUGUUUCAGCUCGAGGAUUAGUGUAUUUCUGAAGGGAAGCUCGUGCAGCGGUCAUGGCCAGGAUCCGGUGGAACUUUACACCUUCUUCAUUGUCUUUAUCAUCAUCAUUAUUCUUCUUCUUAUUAUUAUUAUUAUUACUAUCAUCAUCAUCAUCAUCAUCACCUUCAUCACACUCACUUUUAUUACCGUCGCUAUUAUUACUGUUGUCGCCGUCGCGCGCGCUCCAGGUGGACCAGGUGCGCGUGAGCUCCCUGUCCACGUACAAUGUUGAGCUCGUGGGCGUCAGCGGUCCGGUCCGGACACGCAGGACGGGCACGAGUACGGGCACGGGCACGAGCGGACUGACCCAUCACAUCAAACUCUCCGGGGUGAAUGUCUGUGGAGGGCAGUGCUGUAUCGGAUGGAGCCAGGCACCUGGAUCUCAGCGCUGCACAAAGCCCAACUGUCUUCCCAAAUGCCAGAAUGGUGGCAUGUGUCUCAGGCCUCAGAUGUGUGUGUGUAAACCUGGUUCCAAAGGGAAACUCUGUGAGCAGACCACACUUCCUGCUUCCUCUCAUCCGUCCGGUCCAGUGAACGGUCACGGUAACGGACACACCCUCAUCCCACAGCGUCCCAUUCCCCAGCAGGUUUACCCACAAGGCCCUGCUGCAUAUCCCCUAUCCAGCAGCAACCUGGCUCACAUGACCCUCACCAUGAAGGCGGCGCCUAACAGCCAACAGCCAAUCCCCUUUCAGCAACAUGUACAGCAUCCUGUCUCCAUAAACAUGCAACAUGGAAAAAGCCAGAAGUUUGUGAUCAAGCCGAAGUUUUAUCCCCCACACAACACACACACUCAGGUGCAUGGGGUAGGAUACACACCUGAGCGCAGCAUCCCUUUGAGCACUGGACACCACCCACUACACGCAGUGGCCAACCACACGGGCCGGAUCAAACUCGUUUUCACUCCCACCAUCUGCAAACUGACGUGUAGCGGUGGACGCUGCCACAACACCUGUGAGAAAGGAAACACCACCACCAUCAUCAGCGAGAACGGGCGUGCCACUGACACGCUCACCGCCCCCAACUUCCGAGUCGUGGUGUGUCACCUGCCCUGUAUGAAUGGAGGGAAGUGUAAUGCGAGAGAUAAAUGCCAGUGUCCACCAAACUUCACCGGAAAGUUUUGCCAGAUGUCCACACAAAGCGGAGCAAACACCAACAUCCACACCACACACACACUCCCACUGAGCUACAGCCACGGCCAGGGUGUGGUGAAUAUUCAUGUAAAUCACCCCCCUGAGGCAUCGGUUCAGAUCCAUCAGGUGUCUCAGGUGGAAAGCAGCAGCAGUUCAGUGCAGAAAUUCCAGAAGCACAGCUCAUAUUCCAACCAGCAGAGCUUCCUGCAGUACCAACCUGUCACCUCGAAGAGCCAGCUCGGGCGCUGCUUUCAGGAAACCACCGGCACGCAGUGUGGGAAAGCCCUCCCUGGCCUUUCUAAGCAGGAUGACUGCUGUGGGACGAUCGGCACGUCCUGGGGAUUCCACAAAUGCCAAAAGUGUCCAAGGAAACAGUCGAUUCCUCUGCUCGAGUGUCCACACGGGUAUAAGAGGUUCAACAGUACACGCUGCAUCGAUGUAAAUGAGUGCCAGUUACCUGGUGUGUGUCCUAAUGGGAACUGCAUUAAUACACCCGGGAGCUACAGGUGUUUAUGCCAACCUGGAUUCAUCCCGGACUCCACCCUCACCACCUGCUACCCUGAAGCCCCGCCCCCUGUGCGUGAGGAGGAGAAGGGGGCGUGUUUCCGUGUGUUUGGUGGCGGUCGUCAGUGUUUACACCCCGUCUCCACUGAGCUGAGCAAACAGCUGUGCUGCUGCAGUGUGGGGAAAGCGUGGGGGGGGAAGUGUGAGCGCUGUCCAUUACCUGGGACAGCUGCGUUCAAAGAGAUUUGUCCUGGCGGUUUGGGUUAUCAUGUGACCAAUCCGUACGUCUAUAAACCCAAACCUCCUCCUCUUCCUCACCCUGUGAACCCGGAAGUGUAUGAACAUCCUGUGAUCACACAGCCCAGACCCACUGUAGCCAUCUCGCCGCUGCCCGUCCCCACCGCCCAGCAACCGGUCGAGGCUUUCGGCUUUACUGAGAGACACCUUCCUUUCCGAGUGGUGGUGGAGAAAACAUCACCUGCUGCUCCAGUCGUCCUCUUACCCUCCAGCGCUAGUCAGGACAUUUACUCAACUCAGAUUGCAGAAGUGGAUGAGUGUGUGAUUAGUCCUGAUAUUUGUGGUCAGGGGUUUUGCUACGAUACGGCUGAGAGCUACAACUGCAUCUGUGAUGAAGGCUACGAGCUGAAUCCUGAGGCCACAACGUGUGUAGAUGUUGAUGAGUGUGUGGAUGAUCCUCACCUGUGUGUUAACGGCCGCUGUAAGAACACACCUGGUGCUUUCACCUGUGUGUGUAAACCGGGCUUUAAUCUGGAUCAAGCAGGAACCACCUGCAUCGAUGUAAAUGAGUGUGAAGCUCCGUACGUGUGUCCUGAGAACAGCGAGUGUGUGAACACAGUUGGUUCAUACACGUGUCAUCAGUGCAGCAGAGGAUACACACUGGGUCAGAGUGGGAAGUGUAAAGAUGUUGAUGAGUGUGUGGAUGAUCCUCACCUGUGUGUUAACGGCCGCUGUAAGAACACACCUGGUGCUUUCACCUGUGUGUGUAAACCGGGCUUUAAUCUGGAUCAAGCAGGAACCACCUGCAUCGAUGUAGAUGAGUGUCAGAAUGGGAGUGUGUGUCCGUCUGGUCUGUGUUAUAACACACUCGGCUCGUACAUGUGCAGCUCAUGUCCUGAAGGCUUCCAGGGCAAAGAUGGCAAGUGUGUGGAUAUAGAUGAGUGUGUGGACGGAUCCGUGUGUGUUCAUGGUCAGUGCUCCAAUCGUGAAGGUUUCUUUAUCUGUACGUGUGAUGACGGUUUUACUCCGACUCCAGACCGCAAAGCUUGCACAGACAUUGAUGAGUGCCAGGAUGAGAGUGUGUGUACAAGGGGUCACUGUGAGAACACAGAGGGAGCGUUCAUCUGUCACUGUGAGAGCGGAUUUACUCUCUCUGAGUCCGGAGAGCAGUGUGAUGAUGUGGAUGAGUGUCAGGAGCUGACAGAGUUGUGUGAUGGCGUCGGUCAGUGUGUUAAUAACAUUGGAUCCUACCACUGUAACUGCCCCCCUGGGUACAGACAGGUCAACGGCACUCGCUGUCAAGACAUAGACGAGUGUGAAGAAGAGACUCUGAAGCCGCACAGUGUGGAGUGUGUGAACACAGAGGGUUCGUUUUACUUCGUCUGUGAGCACGGAUACGCCUGGACACAGGAUCCACCCGCGUGUGAGGAUGUAGAUGAGUGUGCUGUGAACAGGAGUGUGUGUCAGAACGGUGUGUGUCAGAACACUGUGGGGUCGUUUAUAUGUCUGUGUGAACUGGGAUACGAAGACAAACACAACGGUCACGGCUGUGAGGACAUGAACGAGUGUGAGCUCCUGAGUGAUGUGUGUGGUGAAGCGGUGUGUGAGAACGUCCCUGGAUCUUUUGUGUGUGUGUGUCCUGAAGAGGGCUUCGAGUUCAACCAGAUGACGGCGAAGUGUUUACCUGCACCGAAAGCCUCGUCGACGGAGAGAAAAGUGUGUUACUACAAUCUGAGCGAUGAGAAUCUGUGUGAUAAUGUUUUGGCGAGCAGCGUGACGAUUGAGGAGUGCUGCUGUACACUGGGAGCAGGAUGGGGUGAUAACUGCGAGGUGUUCCCCUGUCCAGUUCAAGGCUCAGAUCAGUAUGCUCAGAUGUGUCCGGCUGGACGAGGUAUUCCCAGCAGUGACAACACCUCACCUGUUACUUACAAAGAUGCUGAUGAAUGUAAAAUCUUUUCGGAGGAGAUCUGUAAAGGCGGGUUUUGUCAGGACACACCAGGAUCAUUCGAGUGUUACUGUAAAGCUGGACUCUACUACGAUGAGGCCAGACUGCAGUGUGUAGACACAGACGAGUGUACAGAUGAGUUGAAGUGUGUGAAUGGUCAGUGUAUAAAUAAUCACGGCUCGUAUCAGUGUUUCUGUACGCCGCCCCUGGAGCUCGACUCAUCACACAACCGCUGUAUUGUCCCCGAGGCAGCAGAGCCCAGUGAGCAGCAGGGUGUGUAUCAGGACAUCUGUUGGCAGAGUGUGUCUUCUUCACUCACCUGCUCCAACAUCCUGAAAAACAAAGACACCACUUACACUGAGUGCUGCUGUCUGUACGGAGAGGGCUGGGGCAUGCAGUGUGCACUGUGUCCUCCAAAACACUCCGAGGAUUACGCCAUCAUGUGUAAUAUCCGAGGUUCUGGGUCGGUCAGAAGGCCGUACGGUCAGGACGCUCUGGUCGCGGGACCGGUUCAUGAGUACGAGGUCAGCCCGGAGUACGACCCACGACCUCUGAACCCUAACCCAAGCUUUUACGAAGAUUACGACGAGUCGAACGUGGGCAGGUACGAGGCAUUUGAGGGACUGAGAGCAGAGGAGUGUGGAGUGUUAAACGGCUGUGAGAACGGACGGUGUGUGAGAGUGCAGAAAGGAUACACAUGCGACUGUUUUGAUGGAUACACACUCGACAUGUCCCGAAUGGCCUGUGUCGAUGUAAAUGAGUGCUCUGAGCUCAACAAGAGAAUGUCGCUGUGCAGAAACGGGAAAUGCAUCAACACACCGGGUUCCUAUAAAUGCCAGUGUUUGCCGGGAUUCACUCCGUCAGAGAGACCCAACUACUGCGUUCCCAUCAUGCCAAGCUCUAACACAGGCAUCGAGUGACCACCAGGGAACGCCACCAUCUCAUUCUUUCUCUCUCUCAAACACACACACACACACACACACACACACACACACUUUCUAAUUUCUUAUUUAAUCAUAGCCCAUAUAACCUGCACUGUAUUAUCACACACACACACACACACACAAAAACACAACUCUACUUGGGAUGAAGAUACACACUUCUGAUAUUAUUGAGAGAGUACAGAACUGUAUAAAAUUGUUUAUUGUUUUAUAUAUAUUUUUUUCAAUUAUUAAUUUAGAAGGAAUUUUGUUGCUUUUUUUUUUAAAGACAAACCCUGAACUGAACCCUGGGGGAUAAAACGUCCUUCUUUACUCUCUUUAUUUUAUAUAAAAUUAUAAAAUUAUAUUUCAUAGUUUUAUUUUACUCCUUUAUCUUUGUGUUUUUUCUCUUGUUACCCACAAUCCUUUGCUUUAUUUGGAUUUAUGAUUCCACCAAUACAAAAAGUGUUGUAAUGUAACGUUUAUAUCUUUAAAACAAAUUUACAAUGAUUUUAUCUCUUCAGCGCCACUGCACAGAAACUUCUCACAACCUGAUCUGAGUUUAAAUUUGGUCAUUUUUAUUUUCAUUUUUGCUUUUGUUUAAAUUUGUUUGUUUUAAUUUGUUGUAUUUUUAUUUUUGUUUUUUUUUUGUUUUUUUAUGUUAUUUUGGGUUUUUGAUGUUUUGUUUGUUAAAACGUUUGUUUUAUGGUCUUUGUUGUUUGGAAUGUUUUUUUUUUUUCUUAUUUGUGGCCUUAAAAAAGUCUUUUUGGAAGUGUCCUUCUUUCGUUAAGAGAACUUUAAAGGUUCUACAAUGAAGGUCUUCCAAAUUCAACCAUUUCUUAAUUUAGCAAAUUAUUACAUCUUAAUUGCACUAAAUCUUUAAUUAAUAUAGAACCAGUUUCAGGUUCUGAGGCAGAACCACUUUGGAAACAUACCCACAUUUAAUUAUUACAAAGAACCUGCACCCGAGUGUUUCUCAGAAAUGGUUCUAGAGUGAGAACUCUACAUUUUCCAUUGAAUCUUCAAAGGUUCCAAAUAGACCUUAGUGAAUGCUAAGAAACCUUAGUUAUAAACUAAACCCUCAAAUAAUAGAGAACCCAAGUUCUAGGCUUUUCAAAUAAAACCUUAAAAAAAACGAUUUUUUAAAGAAUCUGCAGAUAUAAAAGCUCUUUACCAGAGUGUUUUAGACAAAUUUCACAGAAAGUUCCAAGUUGAGCCCAUUUUAGGAACAGCACACAUUAAAUACUCUUAAAGAACAUAGAACCCUACAACUGAGUAUUUAUCAGAAAAUGUUCUAAGUUGAACCAUGAUUUGGAAAAUAAGUUCAUUAAUCUUUUUCGUAGAGUUUUUUUUUAAGAACGUUCAUUAAACAAUUUAAGGUUCUACUUGGAGUGUUGUUGGGUUCUACUUUUUUCUUGAGUUCCUUGUAAGAGUACAAUGUAAUAAGUAAAGGUCCUCUGCUUUCUGAAGCGUUCUACUAUUUAAUAAUUAUUAAGAACUGGGUUCUACCUGUAACCUUGUAAAAUUGUUCUCAUUGGACCCAAAGUCUCAAAUGCAGGAUUUUGGGUCUAUUAAGGGGGUAUAAAAAUAAUGGUUCUUUCUAAAACAGUUCCACUAAGGGUUUCCGCUGUAGAGCUCUGUGUUAUUUAAGGGUACCUUGGAUAAUUAGAAUGGUUCCACAGUGGGUUCUACUUGGAACUCUUGUCUAAUUAACACUCAGUACGGUUCUAUAAAAGGUUCCUUAUAGGUUCCCUCAGAAGAAAGAACUAAAUAACCUGUUACACUUCUAGAUUUUUAAGAAGUCCAACUUGCUUCCUCGUGAUUAGGAAAAAGAAUGCUAAUCAGGUUUAGAAGCAGCUUUGUUAGCGACUAGCCCUUGUGAUGACCCUGAGAGAAGAUGAUGCAGUGCAUUGUGGGUAAAAAAGCGUUAUUAGAAACAAAUUGAAUGAAUUAAUCGUUUUUUGGCGUUAUUUUUGACAUUUCUUAAUGUCCAAAACAUCAAACAACAAUACAUUUUUGUUUGUAUGGAUUUCCUGUGUUCUGUGUCAUUCUAUAUUUAGCCGCUAUUUCGAUUUUUAACUGGAAAACCAACCAGGAUGCGAAAGUUCUGUUUUUUUCCUAGCUCAGCGGUUUAAUGUCAUGUUUACGUUAGCUGGGGGAAAGCGCUAACUCCGUCACUUUCACUACUUUGAUCAUUUAGCAUUAGGACAGAUAGCUAAUAGCUUUGUACUUGCCAAAUAAUUGCUAGCUGGCUAGUGCUACACUGACACAGUAUCUGAAUACAGUUUCACUAAAUCAUCGAGUAUUUAAAUAGCUAGUAUCUCUUUAUUACAUGGAAUAAAUACGAACACUAACAUGUAACACAGCAGCACUCCAGCAAUUAGCUUAAAUUAGCUACUUCUGUAUUGAAUGGUAACACAUUUAACUAGUACUAAUCAUAUUAAGUGAGUAACUUAAGCUAGUAAAGUAACAUUAGAAUCCACUAGUAGUAAAUUAGGAGCUAUUAAAAAUAAGUAGCAAUGCUCUCCUGCAGUUACUUUAAUUAGCUAACUACAGUAAGCUUGUAUAUUAGUACAAUAGUGAUCAAGCAUCCUAGUAACAAGCAUCUUAAAAAAUUAGCUAGCUAUAAUAAACUUGCUAACUAUAGUUUUUUAGUUAAUAAGUAAGCAAUAAUUAUAGCAAUUAGCUAGCCGUGCUAAUCCUGUAAAUAAGAUAGCUAUAGUAAAUUUGUAAAUUAGAUAUCUGAGAGAGUAAAUCAUGGUAUCCCAGUAAGCUAGCUAUAGUAAAUUAGCAGCUUAGCUAGCUGUAGCAAAUUAUCAAGUUAUAGUAAAUGUAGUUAACUAUAGUAGCACAGUAAAUUCGCUAGCCUUGGUGUCUCUACAGAAAUCUUUGUAGAGAACCUAACUACAGUAUGCUAAUUAGCUAGCAUAGCACCUAAAUACUGAGUAGAUUAUUUACAGAAGUGAUAACCUCCUCUUACUAGUUAGCAAGUUAGCAGUAAUGUUUAAAGGACAGCAUUAGCAUAACGGUGUCGUAUCAGUGGACUCUCGCUAGCGUGAACACCAGGCUUCGCUUUUUUUUUCUUCUCCUGACUGAUUUCAGUGGAAGAAGUGGGAGUGUUGUGGUGAAGCUGCUACAGAACUCAGCUGUCACAUUUUUUUUCUAUCGCUUUCUCACAUUUUUUUUCUUCAUGUGUGUUUGUAAACCUGAUAGUUUGCAAACACUCGUGCUAUGGAAUGUCUGUACCUGAAUAAAAUCACGCUCAUUAUUUUUAUCUCCACUAUUUACAAACGUAUAGCAAACAAUUUUAAUAAAAAUCACCAACGCUGAGAUCUCCA
Silurus meridionalis is the source of this 8369-nucleotide messenger RNA. RefSeq names its product latent transforming growth factor beta binding protein 1 (gene ltbp1). NCBI's taxonomy places the organism in Eukaryota, Metazoa, Chordata, Actinopteri, Siluriformes, Siluridae. Gene Ontology annotation, molecular function: calcium ion binding. The record is from RefSeq and is a predicted model, not a curated record.